Molecule: messenger RNA, 1368 nt
Organism: Penicillium taxi
Lineage: Eukaryota; Fungi; Ascomycota; Eurotiomycetes; Eurotiales; Aspergillaceae
Gene: gel1
Product: 1,3-beta-glucanosyltransferase gel1
Exons: 1
Coding region: 1-1368 (455 amino acids)
Biological process (GO): fungal-type cell wall (1->3)-beta-D-glucan biosynthetic process
Cellular component (GO): cytoplasm; fungal-type cell wall
Molecular function (GO): 1,3-beta-glucanosyltransferase activity
Source: RefSeq, a predicted model, not a curated record
AUGAAGGUCACAACCUCCCUCGCAACCCUCAUCCUGGGUGCCUCUACUGUCUUGGCUGCCCCAGCUAUUGAAGAGAAGCGCUCCAGUGUUACCCCCAUCACUGUCAAGGGUAACGCCUUCUUCAAGGGUGACGACCGCUUCUACAUCCGUGGUGUCGACUACCAGCCUGGUGGUUCUUCGGACCUGGCUGAUCCCAUUGCGGACGCAACCGGCUGUAAGCGCGACAUCAAGAAGUUCCAGGACCUGGGCCUAAACACUAUUCGUGUUUACUCUGUUGAUAACUCCGCCGACCACGAUGAGUGCAUGAACGCUCUGGCAGAUGCUGGCAUCUACCUCGUCUUGGACGUCAACACUCCCAAAUACGCCAUCAACCGAGCUGACCCCAGUCCCUCGUACAAUGAUGUUUACCUUCAGUACAUCUUCGCCACUGUCGAAAUGUUUGCUAAGUACGACAAUACCCUCGCUUUCUUCUCCGGAAACGAGGUCAUCAACGAUGGUCCUUCGUCCAAGGCUGCUCCAUACGUCAAGGCUGUCACCCGUGAUCUCCGCUCAUAUCUGAAGGGUCGCAACCUGCGCCAGGUCCCCGUUGGCUAUUCAGCUGCAGAUAUUAACACCAACCGUCUCGAGAUGGCUGAGUACAUGAACUGUGGUAGCGAUGACGAGCGAAGUGACUUCUUCGCCUUCAACGACUACUCGUGGUGUGACCCCUCUUCCUUCACCACCUCUGGCUGGGAUCAGAAGGUCAAGAACUUCACCGGCUACGGACUGCCCCUCUUCCUUUCCGAAUACGGCUGCAACACCAACACCCGCAAGUUCGAGGAGGUCAGCUCGCUCUACUCUACCGACAUGACCUCUGUCUACUCCGGUGGUCUGGUCUAUGAGUACUCCCAAGAGUCUAGCAAGUAUGGUCUGGUCUCCAUCAGCGACGACAGCGUCAAGGAGUUGGACGACUACACUGCCCUCAAGACUGCCUUUGAUAAGACUGCCAACCCCAAGGGUGAUGGUGGCUACAACAGCACCGGUGGCGCCAGCGGUUGUCCUACCAAGAACGCUCCCAACUGGAACGUUGACAGCGAUUCUCUUCCUGCUAUCCCCGAGCCCGCCAAGAAGUAUCUCACCGAUGGCGCUGGCAAGGGUUCGGGUUUCAGCGGCAAGGGCAGCAUGAACGCUGGCACUCAGUCCACUGCCACUGCCACCUCUGGCUCUGGCGACGUGACUGGCAGUGCUAGCACUUCCUCCAGCACUUCCACCACUUCCACGGGUGCCGCUCCUGGUCUGCAGAUCCCUGCCCUCACCAUUGGCCCCAUUGCCGUUGGCCUAGUUACCAUUCUGUCGUCCGUCUUCGGCGCCAGCUUCGUCCUUUUGUAA